This is a messenger RNA of Centrocercus urophasianus (Greater sage-grouse), 950 nucleotides long. RefSeq names its product parkin coregulated (gene PACRG). Gene Ontology annotation, cellular component: cytosol; neuron projection; vesicle. Gene Ontology annotation, molecular function: Hsp90 protein binding; Hsp70 protein binding. Bases 1 to 765 code for a protein of 254 amino acids. The record is from RefSeq and is a predicted model, not a curated record. Lineage: Eukaryota; Metazoa; Chordata; Aves; Galliformes; Phasianidae. The transcript has 5 exons.
AUGGUAGUGGAGGAAGCGGGCUGCGGCCCCGCCAAGCCCUCGGGGAACAGGCGGCCCCAGAAGCAGGAGCCGCUGGGACACGUGAAGAAAAACAAGCAGCAGGUCUCUGACGGCUUCACUGUCAAAGCCAUGAUGAAAAACACUGUGGUACGGGGGCCCCCACUUGCAGGAGCAUUUAAAGAGAGACCAACAAAGCCCACAGCAUUUCGCAGGUUUUAUGAACGAGGAGACCUCCCCAUUGCUGUUGAGCAUGAUACGAAGGGGAACAGAAUAGCAUGGAAGGUAGAAAUUGAGAAGCUGGACUAUCAUUAUUAUCUGCCUUUGUUUUUUGACGGACUUUGUGAAAUGACAUUUCCAUAUGAGUUUUUUGCUCGUCAAGGAAUCCAUGACAUGCUGGAACAUGGUGAAAACAAGAUUCUUCCUGUCAUUCCUCAGCUCAUUAUCCCAAUAAAAAAUGCACUGAGCCUUCGAAACCGACAGGUCAUCUGCAUCACACUGAAAAUCCUCCAGCACCUGGUGGUAUCAGCAGACAUGGUGGGAGAAGCCUUAGUGCCCUAUUAUCGGCAAAUCCUCCCAGUGCUAAACAUCUUUAAGAACAUGAAUGUUAAUUCAGGCGAUGGGAUAGACUACAGCCAGCAGAAGCGUGAAAAUAUUGGAGAUCUGAUUCAAGAGACACUGGAAGCCUUUGAGCGCUACGGUGGAGAAACUGCUUAUAUAAACAUUAAGUACAUGAUCCCUACUUACCAGUCGUGCAUAUUAAACUGAGUGGUAUCAAAUGGGAUGAUUCCAUUUGUGUUUAAAAAUAACCAAAAACCUGUCUGACUCUGUAUGGCAUCUUGUUAGUCAUGCUUUUUUUCUGUACAGCUGCUAAAAUAGUGGCUUCUGGGGCAUUGGAUUGUUAGUACUAUUGUGAACAAGUCUUUCCAACACAUAAAUAGUGCCUGUUCCUU